AUGGCGUGUGCGCCGCGACCUCGCGGCAGGCCGCGGACAGGAAAGACUUCCUUGUCUCCGCUCUCCACGGCGCCGCCUUCCGCGUAUGUACAGGGCUUCUACGGCUCCUCGUCCAGUGCGCGUUCACAGCAGACUUUGGUUGCCGCGAGAGCGUGUCGUCAGAAUGGAGGGGAGCCCAAUCCGUUUCAAGGCGCUGGCAGCGACACGAGCCCGAGAGAAGGCUGCCUCUCUGCUUCCUUGAGUGCCCACCUGACUCGGCGGAGGAGCCACGCGUCUGCCUCGCCCACUGAGUUCUCUUUCUCUCCUAUUUCGUCGGCUUCUCGUUCUUUUUCUGCCUCUUCGUUGGCUGGAAGUCCAUUUUCUUCGCAAGCCUCGGGGAGGCGCCCAUCUGUCUCGGCCGCCAGUGCGUCGUCUCUUCUCCUCUCCUGCUCGCCUGCUUCUUCUCUCCCUGCCGGCCGCCCUUUGUCUCGCGUUCUUCCGCUUUCUUCUCCGCGGUGCCCCCUUUCGCGCUCUCUUGCCUUGCGGCGGCGCGCCGCGGCCCCUGCCGCUUCGUCCUCCGCGUUGCUUUCUACUUCUCUCGCGUCUUCCUCCGUGGCUGCCUUUGCGCAUGCAGAGCUGUUCGCUGCCGCCUCAGCUCUGUUGCAGCGCCCCUCGCUUCCUCUGCCUCAUUCGUCGCGAGUCUCAGAACGCCUCUUCGCCUCUCAGCGCGGAGCUGCGCAGCCCUCAGGAGACGAAGCGGCUCAGCGGCCUGCGGACGCCUCUGCGGAGAGAGGAGACGAUUGCCUCGCAGAGAACGCCGCCCAGCGAGGCGAGGAGGCGCAGACUGAGGCAGCAGAGGGCGACAGGCCGGUAGGCGAGAGCCGAGACGCGACAGGAAAGGAGACGGUGGUAGAGAAAGAAGAUGGUCAGGCGGGAGUAAACGUUUCAGGAAACCGCCCGCGAGGUGCGGCGCUGCAGGAUUUCGUCGCACGAAAGGGGCAACGCGAUGAACUCCCACGCAAGGACUCGCGCGACGCCCUCUCAGCCUCACACGGAGGCGAGCCGCGAUCCUCGGCGGCGGAGCCCGGCGAAGAGGCUGCCGCGGGGCUGCGCGUCGAGUCGCAGACUGCGGAGACGCAGGGGGCUGCUGCUCCGUUGAAGGCCUCCGCUGAUUCCGCGCUCUCUUCUUCCGCGGAGGAGCUGACAGAGCUGGACGUUCGCGCCUUGCCUUCCGCGCUGUCGCCCUCGGCCGCGGAGAUUCAGGCGCGCCUGGAGGAGGCGGACGCAGAGGAGACGCCGAGCUCGUCGCCCGAGGCACUUCCGGGGGGCGUGUCGUCUCCGCGCGUGGGCCGCAAGCGGCGGGGCGGAGAGACAGAUGGAGCCCGACGCCGGGGGGAGGGCACCACCCCAGAGGGCGGGAGCGCGGCCUCGCUGGGGUUUUCAGCGAAAAACGCCCGAGGCGGGGGAGGCGACAGCGGCCGGGAGGGGAGCGAGGCGAUUCUGCUGAGCGACAGCGCGUCGUUCUCCAACGGCGUGUCGCCGCUCUCCGCGCUGCCGCCGCGAUUUCCUGUCCUCUCCGCGCUGCCGCUCUUCCGCCGGCCUGCGUUUCCCGGCUUCUACCAACUUCUGCACAUCCCAGACAAUGACGUUUUCGAGGCUCUCGUGCGACAGAAGAAGAGCGGCGUCCCCGGCGGAGACUACGUUGCUGGCUUCCUCACAGUCGAGGAGAAGGAGACGCAGCAGGAGGAAGAUGAAGAAAUCCCUGGCGCCAAGCUGCGCAAGGAUGCAGGUCGCGUGGCAGAUAUUUCGGAGCUGCAUGACACCGGCAGUCUUCUACACCUUCUCAACUUCGCGCCGCACAGCCACGUGAAGGGGGGGCAAGUCGUCGUCAUGCCUUAUCGCCGCGUUCGUCUGUUGGGCUCGGCAGACUCGCCCACAGUCCCUCAACCUGCCGAUUCGACGGCUGCCGCCCUUCUUCCAACGGCUGCCGCCGUUCUUCCUCUCUCUUCUUCCUCGCCUUCCGCGGAGCUCGAAGCAAGCGUGGCGCAGGAUGCGCUGACGGCCGAGUCGCUUGCGGAUGAGGAGUCUGGCGCGCCCGCCACCCCUGUCGCUUCCGCUGAGUCUCCGUCUCCGCUCGAGGCGCCAGAGGCCGCUGAAACCGCCGCUGCCGAGGUCAAAACCGCCGCCACUGAGGCUGAAACCGGCGUCGAUGCCAAGGCCGAAACCGCCGUCACUGCCAAGACCGAAUCUGCUGCUGGCGAGUCAGCGGCUGAGGAGGGCUCGAGGGGCGACGGAGGCGCAGAGGGAGACCUCACGACGGCGGCGGUCGCCUUGGCCUCGGGAGAGGCCGCGAGAGCGAGCGCUGAGAAACUUUUGCUGCCUGUGUCGCAGCCAACUGGCGCGCCGUUCUCGCUGCUGCGCGUCCGCAUCGCCUACUUGCCUGACGAAUCCGGGAAGCUCGAGGCCACGACCGACACACAGAGGGCACUCCACCUCGAAAUCGUCGUGACUAUGAAGGAGCUCCUCAAGCAGAGCUACUUUUACAAGGAACACUUUGAUCAAGUUGUUCGCUUUUACAACUUGGAUUCCCCUCGCAAGCUGGCGGAUCUCGUCGCAGGCAUGUCGUUUGCGAAGCGUCACGAGCUUCAAGCAGUCCUCGCGGAAGGAAACAUCGAGAAGCGGCUGCGGCUGGUGCUGGAGAUCGCCAAGAAGGACCUCGAGUUCUCCAAGCUGCAGGUGCAAGUGAAGACGCAGGUCGAGGAGAAAAUGAACAAACUGCAGCGGAGGUUCCUCCUCAACGAACAACUCAAAUUCCUCAAGAAAGAACUCGGCGAAGUGAAGGACGACAAGGAGUCCAUCCUAGACACAUUCCGGGAGCUUCUAGAGAAGAAGAAAGACGUCAUGUCGGAAGAGGCGCAGAAGGCUGUGACUUACGAACUGAGCAAGAUGAACAGCCUCGACCAAGCCUCCUCGGAGUUCAACAUCACGCGGACGUACACGGAUUGGCUUCUCAAUUUGCCGUGGGGCGAAUACACCGAAGACUGCAGCGACAUUUUCCACGCGGAGAAGAUCCUGAACGAGGAUCACUACGGCCUCUCGGACGUGAAGGACAGAAUCCUCGAGUUCAUCGCCAUCACCAUUUUGAAAAAGGACGUCCAGGGGAAAAUCAUUUGUUUAGUAGGGCCUCCGGGCGUCGGGAAGACAUCGGUCGGUCAGAGCAUUGCGCGAGCUCUGAAUCGCAAGUUUUACCGAAUCAGUCUUGGCGGCAUGUGCGACGUGGCGGAGCUUCGCGGGCACCGGCGGACGUACAUUGGCGCGCUGCCGGGCAAAGUCAUCCAGGCGCUGAAGGAGUGCCGGACAAUGAAUCCAGUUAUUCUUCUCGAUGAAAUUGACAAGCUGGGCCGGGACUUCCGCGGAGAUCCGUCGUCGGCACUGCUGGAAGUGCUCGACCCGAGCCAAAACAAAUCCUUCAGAGAUCACUACCUCGAUGUGCCGGUUGAUCUGUCAAAGAUCCUCUUCGUCUGCACCGCUAACACUCCCGACGUCAUCACAGGUCCCCUUCUAGAUCGCAUGGAGGUCAUUCGCAUCGCGGGCUACAUCUUCCAAGAGAAGCUCUCCAUCGCGCAGAACUACCUCCUCCCUCAGACGCAGCAGGCCACAGGGCUGACCGACGAGCAGAUCGACAUUGCGGCCGAAGUCUUGGAGAAGCUUGUCCGUGACUACGCGCGCGAGGCGGGCGUCCGGAGUUUGCUCAAGCUCAUCGAGAAAAUCUACAGAAAGGCUGCACUCACGCUCGUUAGGAAGGAGCAAGAGAAAGUCCGAGUGACGCUGGACUGCCUGAGCAAGUUUGUCGGGCAGCCUGCCUUCCAGUCCGACCGUCUCUACGGUGUCACGCCUCCAGGCGUGGUCAUGGGUCUCGCGUGGACGCAGAUGGGCGGUGCCACGCUGUACGUGGAGGCGAUUGGGCGGCGCCCGCGAGAGACGCCGCGGCGUUCGGAGCCUGACAAGCAGGCUAAGACGGGAGAAGAAGGCGCCGAGGAGGAAGACGAAACCAAGAAGGGCAGCCGCGCCAGCCGAAAGGCGCGCGCGGCGGCGGGAGGCGGCGAAGGGAGCUUUAAGGUCACCGGACAGCUGGGCGCCGUGAUGAGCGAGUCGAGUGAAAUUGCUCUGACCUUCUGCCGCAUGUUUGUACGGCUGGUAGAGCCGAACAACUCCUUCCUGGAGACAGCUUACAUCCAUCUCCACGUUCCCGAAGGCGCGACCCCCAAAGACGGCCCCAGCGCAGGCAUCACGAUGGCGACGGCGCUCGUCUCGCUCGCACUCGACAAGCCUGUGCUGCCCGACGUCGCGAUGACAGGCGAACUCACGCUGACAGGAAAAGUUUUGAAAAUCGGCGGCGUCAAGGAGAAGGUCAUUGCGGCGAGGAGGGAGAACGUCAAGACUCUUAUCUUCCCCAAGGCGAACGAGCGCGAGUUCGCCGAGCUCCCUGCGCAUAUCACGGAGGGACUGCAGGUUCACUUCGCAGCGACGUACGACGACGUGUACCAAGCGGCCUUCGGCACAGAGCCUCCGAGCAGACGAGAAGAAAAAAGCGGCAUGCGAGGCGGCGUUUAG
Besnoitia besnoiti is the source of this 4593-nucleotide messenger RNA. RefSeq names its product Lon protease family protein. The record is from RefSeq and is a predicted model, not a curated record. Gene Ontology annotation, molecular function: single-stranded DNA binding; ATP hydrolysis activity; ATP-dependent peptidase activity. NCBI's taxonomy places the organism in Eukaryota, Apicomplexa, Conoidasida, Eucoccidiorida, Sarcocystidae. The transcript is spliced from 20 exons. Gene Ontology annotation, biological process: proteolysis; protein catabolic process; mitochondrion organization. Bases 1 to 4593 code for a protein of 1530 amino acids. Gene Ontology annotation, cellular component: mitochondrial matrix.